Molecule: messenger RNA, 2067 nt
Organism: Pogoniulus pusillus (Red-fronted tinkerbird)
Lineage: Eukaryota; Metazoa; Chordata; Aves; Piciformes; Lybiidae
Product: methylcrotonoyl-CoA carboxylase beta chain, mitochondrial-like
Exons: 13
Coding region: 90-1910 (606 amino acids)
Biological process (GO): L-leucine catabolic process
Cellular component (GO): methylcrotonoyl-CoA carboxylase complex; mitochondrion
Molecular function (GO): methylcrotonoyl-CoA carboxylase activity
Source: RefSeq, a predicted model, not a curated record
CCGCGUCCCGCAGGCUGCGGCCGGGCCUGCUCCGGAGCCGGCUUCUGUCCCGCGGAGCGCUGGGGCUCUGCUGCGAGUUCUUGGGCUCAAUGGCUGCUCUCUGCUUCCUGAGCAGCCUGCCUCCUGAAGCCACAUCUCAGCUGUUCCCAAGGUUGCAAACCAUAACUCAUGUGUUGGGCAGAAAAUACAAGGACUUGUGUCAUGGCAGAGAGGCAGCAGAUACGCUGCAGAAGCAGGGCAGGACGUACCACAUGGUUCCCUGUCGUUUAGUAAGUAACAAAGCCAAGCACCGAGGGCAUCCAAAUACCUACCCGGUUCUGGAUGGUCGUAUCCCAUCUUUAUACCAACAGCAGUUUGAAGAAAACUUAAGGAACAGUGAGUCUGUUAUUAAAAGGUGCUCAGAACUGCUGGAGUCUGUCAGCAAAGGAGGGGGAGAAAAUGCAGUCCUGCGUCACACCCAGAGGAACAAGAAGCUGUUUGUUCGGGACCGUCUCAAGUUGCUGCUUGAUGAUGAAGCUUUCCUUGAGCUGUCUCCGCUGGCAGGCCUCAAUAUGCCCUAUGGUGAUGUCCCAGCUGCUGGCUGGCUGACUGGAGUUGGGAAGAUCUGUGGGGUCUGGUGUGUCUUCAUAGCAAGCGAUGCCACUGUGAAAGGAGGAACUAUUUAUCCUAUUGGUUUGAAGAAGCAGUUAAGAGCUCAAGAAAUAGCCAUGCAGAACAGGCUGCUAUCUGUGUACCUCGUGGACAGUGGGGGAGCCUUCCUACCCCUACAGUCAGAGCUGUUUCCUGACAAGCUGCACGGUGGCAGAGUCUUCUACAACGAAGCCAUCAUGUCUGCUAUGAGGAUCCCUCAGGUGGCAGUGGUGUGCGGCCCUUGCAUAGCUGGAGGUGCCUACAUGCCAACCAUGGCAGAAGAAGUGGUGAUGAUUGAUAAAAUUAGUACACUCUUCCUCGGUGGCCCACCUCUGGUGAAAGCUGCUACAGGAGAAGAUGUCUCUGCUGAGGACCUAGGAGGAGCUAAACUUCACUGUCAAGUCAGUGGCUGCAGUGACCAUUUUGCAGCUUCAGAGAAGGAAGCCUUCGAAUGUAUCCGGAAUGUGAUCUCUACAUUGAAUUAUGAGCCAAUGCCAGAGGAGGUGAUGGAGCAUGAUGGUCCUCUCUAUAGUUCUGAGGAACUCUUGGGGCUGGCACCCCGAGAUUACCACUGUACUCUUCCAGUUAAACUGAUCUUGAGUCGCCUGCUGGAUGGAAGCAGGUUCCAGGAAUUCAAGGCUAGUUAUGGAACAACAUUGGUGACAGGAUUUGGCCACGUCGAAGGGCACUUGGUGGGGGUGGUGGCUAACAACGGGGAGCUGUCCCACGAUGCCUCCCUCAAGGGCAGCCACUUCGUGCAGCUCUGCAGUCAGCGCAGCAUUCCCAUCCUCUUCCUCCAGAACACUGCUCCGCAGACACCACAGCCAAGAAACAUCCCACAGGCAGAGGCUCACUCCAGCAGGCUGAAAGCCCAGGCCUCCAUGAUGGCUGCUGUUGCUUGUGCUGCUGUUCCCAAAAUCACCAUCAUCAUCGGGGGUUGUUUUGGGAGCGAAAGUUACCUCAUGUGUGGGAGAUCUUUCAGUCCAAACUUUCUGUUCUUGUGGCCUAAUGCAAGAGUUGCUCUUGUGGAUCCAAGACAUUUGUCCACAGUGUCACAAGGAGGGGAAAGUGCCUGUGCAGAAGAUGAAGCAGAGCUAAAACAGCUGAAAGAGAAGCUAGAGGAAGAAAGCAGUGCAUUUUACUCCUCUGCCAGACUCUGGGAUGAUGGUGUCAUCCUACCUCAAAAUACCAGAAAGGUGAUUGCCCAGUGCUUAGAGAUCACAGAGCAGCAGAAGCACCAGGUGCUGUCUCCAUUGCAACAUCCUGUCAUCAGAAUGUAGCUGCAGCCAUCUCCAACCCAUCGACCUUUCCAAGCUGACACUUGGCUACUCAGAAUCUUGACCAGAAAUAAUUUUCUAGUUCUCUGAUAGCAGGAAUAAAAAUAUUCAACCACUGCAGACAGAAGAAAAUCCUCAGGUUCAGGUCUGUUAGCAACUU